AUGACCCCCGUGCAGCACAUCAGGUGCCCGCCAGCACCCCGCCACACGCGCGCGCCGCCCCCGACCCGACGCCCCCACGACGCCGGCCCCCGUGAGCAGCCGCGCCCGCGGCGCCGCGCGGCGCCCCCGCGCGCCUCCGCUGGCGAGGAGGGGGACAUGCCAGAGUCCAAGCUCGGCCCCAACGUCGCGGCGGGCAUCCGGGACGUGCAGCAGAGCCUGGAGUGGCGGACGGCCACUGUAAUGCGAAACGACGCCAUCAGCCUCGACGGCGGGCAGCGGCUGCUGCACCUGUCAGUGCCCGACGAUGUCGACAAGCUGUACGGGCGGCAGAUGCAGGGGCGCAACGCUACCCACCGAUGGAUCGACUCUUACACGAUUCCCGGGCAGUACGUCGGGCUGCGGUUUCCGGGAGAGACCACCCGUGCAGAGGAAAAGUCCGGCAUAGAGUCCGCACGGCGGCUCUACAGCAUCGCCUCGUCACCCUACGACAGCCGCCGCGACUCAGCGUACCUCGGGGCGUCUGUGAUUGAGGUGGUGGUCGACCGGCGAUGGGGGGCCGACGACGCGCGGUUCGCGGCGCUGGCGCCUGGGGACACUGCUGAGGUCAGCCAGCUCAUCGGCCGCGGCUUCUGCAGCCUCUUCUCAUCCUACGCCUCCCUCAUGGCGGCGCUUGAGGAGCGCCGAAACCUGCUGCUGCUCGCAGUCGGCGCGCGGGGCAUCGCGGCGGCGCGGGCGGCGCUCAACUGGACGCCGGUGCUGGCGCACGCGACGCAGCACAAGGUCACGUGCCUGUACGUCACCCGCUCCCCAUCGACCGCGGCGUUCCUGCCGGAGUGGGACCAGUGGCGCGAGGCCGGGGUCGACUUCCGGCCGCUCUACACCGAAUCACUCCUGCCGGACAGCCCGCGCGCCUCCCCCGCCGGCGCCGCCAACGGCGGCGCUGACGAGGCGGACGCCGGCCAAGAGGACGUGACUGGCCUUCUGGAACAGGGCCUGUUCUUGAACGUGGGUGGGCUCGAGGGCGCCGUCGGGGGACGGCCGAGCGAGUGCACGGUGCUGCUGGCCGGCCUGAGCGGCGACGUGGCGAGCGCGGUUGCGAAGGAGCUGACGUUCAAGGGCAUGCUGUGGGAGCGGCUGCUGUUUUGCGAGUUCUUCUGA
Molecule: messenger RNA, 1158 nt
Organism: Monoraphidium neglectum
Lineage: Eukaryota; Viridiplantae; Chlorophyta; Chlorophyceae; Sphaeropleales; Selenastraceae
Exons: 8
Coding region: 1-1158 (385 amino acids)
Molecular function (GO): oxidoreductase activity
Source: RefSeq, a predicted model, not a curated record